Molecule: messenger RNA, 1053 nt
Organism: Pollicipes pollicipes
Lineage: Eukaryota; Metazoa; Arthropoda; Thecostraca; Pollicipedomorpha; Pollicipedidae
Exons: 2
Coding region: 1-1053 (350 amino acids)
Biological process (GO): positive regulation of transcription by RNA polymerase II; axon development; sensory organ development
Cellular component (GO): nucleus
Molecular function (GO): E-box binding; DNA-binding transcription factor activity, RNA polymerase II-specific; protein dimerization activity
Source: RefSeq, a predicted model, not a curated record
AUGGGUCUGAUCAGCCUAGAGUCACGGCUGGGCCUGAUCAGUCCAGAGUCGCGGCUGGGUCCGAUCAGCCCGGAGUCACGACUGGGCCUGAUCAGCUCGGAGUCACGGCUGGGACUGAUCAGUCGGGAGUCACGACUGGGCCUGAUCAGCCCGGAGUCACGGCUGGGCCUGAUCAGCCCGGAGUCACGGCUGGGUCUGAUCGGCCUAGAGUCACGGCUGGGCCUGAUCAGCCCGGAGUCACGGCUGGGCCUGAUUAGUCCAGAGUCGCGGCUGGGUCUCAUCAGCCCGGAGUCACGGCUGGGUCUGAUCAGCCUAGAGUCACGGGUAGGUCUGAUCAGCCCGGAGUCACGGCUGGGUCUGAUCAGCUCGGAGUCACGGCUGGGUCUGAUCAGCCCGGAGUCGCGGCUGGGUCUGAUCAGCCCGGAGUCACGACUGGGCCUGAUGAGCCCGGAGUCACGGCUGGGACUGAUCAGCUCGGAGUCACGGCUGGGUCUGAUCAGCUCGGAGUCACGGAUGGGUCUGAUCAGCUCGGAGUCACGGAUGGGUCUGAUCAGCUCGGAGUCACGGAUGGGUCUGAUCAGCUCGGAGUCACGGCUGGGACUGAUCAGCCCGGAGUCACGGCUGGGUCUGAUCAGCUCGGAGUCACGGCUGGGUCUGAUCAGCUCGGAGUUACGGCUGGGUCUGAUCAGCCCGGAGUCACGGCUGGGCCUGAUCAGCCCGGAGUCACGGCUGGGUCUGAUCAGCUCGGAGUCACGGAUGGGUCUGAUCAGCCCGGAGUCACGGCUGGGUCUGAUCAGCUCGGAGUCACGGAUGGGUCCGAUCAGCCCGGAGUCACGGCUGGGUCUGAUCAGCCCAGAGUCACGGCUGGGUCUGAUCAGCUCCGAGUCCCGAGGCGCCAACUGCCGCGAGCGGCGACGCAUGCAGCGGCUCAACGAGGCGUUCGACCUGCUGCGGCACCACCUGCCGCAGGGGAGCGAGUCGCAGCUCUCCAAGCACGAGACGCUCCAGAUGGCCAUGGAGUACAUAUCGGCCCUGCAGCUGCAGCUCUGCUGA